ACCCCAUGCAAACAAAAAAAGGCCUACACUCUACAACCAAUUUUACGUGCCAAUACACACAGAAAAACAAGUCAGAUUAUUUUUUUCUUUGAGGAAGAUAUUGCAAGAGUACGAUCGAGGAAGAUGAAGAGACAAGUAAUGAUCUUUGUUAUGUUAGUUGCCUUUUUUGUUGUAUUCUUGGACGUCAAGCAAGUUGAAGCAAUGAGGCCGUUCCCAACAGCUGCCGAUGAGAUCCGGUUCGUGUUCCAAGCACUGCAAAGGGGUCCAGUCAGCGGGUCAGGUCCAAAUGGUUGCACCAACAUUCCCCGUGGUACACCUAGGUGCCAUGGUUGAGUACUGACCGGGCACUUGAUUCUUCUUCUUGAAACGCAACCAGAGAUUCUUGGAUUCUUUAUUAUUGUGAUAUAUGUAAAUUUGUUUCUACUAGAAAUCAUAGCCGAAAACAAUAUUAACCUUUUAUACUUUACACCGCAAUGUAAAUUUGACAAAUUAAAAAAAGAUGGUGUACCCACAUAUAUGUUUUUUCGUCAGUAAUUAAUAACCAUUAUAUUAUCAUAAU
Molecule: messenger RNA, 559 nt
Organism: Arabidopsis thaliana (thale cress)
Lineage: Eukaryota; Viridiplantae; Streptophyta; Magnoliopsida; Brassicales; Brassicaceae
Exons: 1
Coding region: 124-333 (69 amino acids)
Source: RefSeq, marked reviewed